Messenger RNA from Motacilla alba alba, 3369 nucleotides. RefSeq names its product transmembrane protein 80 (gene TMEM80). Lineage: Eukaryota; Metazoa; Chordata; Aves; Passeriformes; Motacillidae. The record is from RefSeq and is a predicted model, not a curated record. Gene Ontology annotation, biological process: non-motile cilium assembly. The transcript is spliced from 4 exons. The coding region runs from base 2155 to 2469 and encodes 104 amino acids. Gene Ontology annotation, cellular component: ciliary transition zone.
GCCCGAGCUCCGCUCGCCGGCCUGAACGGAGACGCCCGAACGGGCAGCGCCCGAAUCCGCCCGAAAGCGACCGAACCGGGCCGAACGCUCCGAUCGCGCCCGAAGGCGGGUGGGCGGGGCGAGCGGCCGCGCGCGGGCCGCCGGGACGGCGGAGCAGCGGCGGGCGGGGCGGGGGCGUCAAGAUGGCGGCGCCGAGCCGAGGUGAGCGGUGUCGCGGCAGCAGCGCGACAGCGACACGACAGCCCUUUCCGGGGCACCGGGGGGGCUGUCUCCCACCGUGCUAGAGGUGACCUCUCGCGGGGGAACACAACUAGAGCGAGGCGGGGCCGAGGUCGAACCCGGCCCCGUUGGUAUAUCGCGACAGUCCCGACACGCGGAGAUCCCGGAGCAGCGGCUUGGCGCAUGUGCGGCCUGAGGAGCGCCUUGAGCCCGGGAAAGAAGCUUUCCUGAGGCCGAGAGACGCCUCGUGAAAAUCCGGAUCUUGGCUUCAGUUUAGGAACUGCUGGGAUGCAGAGGGGAAACGUUUCAUCCUCAGUGUGGUCAAAAUCAUUAAUUUCCAACUCUUUCACCGAGGUCAGAGUUUACCCCUAAAAAUGUAAAUUUUUGGCUGGAGUAGAUGAAGGUGGCUGAGAAAAUUUGUGCUGAAUUCGUAAAAAAAAAAUAAAUCCUAAUCCCAAGACUGUGCAAUGAGGUGCUCUGGGCGAUGUUAACCACAUCUGCUGCCUUUAAUAAAGUUUUAUGUUAAAAAUUAAACCAUUUUGUUAGAAAAUGGGCCGUGCUCCACCUCAGAUCCCCAUUCUCAGCGUCACUCACUCUAAAAUCAGCACCAGCCUGGAUAGAUAACCAAGAUUUUGUUGGGAAGAACGUCAGAGAUUGUAUCCUUUCUGUACCACUGCUCCCUCCAUGCAAGACUCCUGGAGAAGACUGCCUCAAGUGGAUUCCUAUCUUCUGUCCAGUAACUGCACCGUGCUGGGUCUGUGCUCCUGAAUUUUCUGUCAGUGUCAUCCGCAGGAAGCAAAACUGGGACCACGUUGCUUCCAGUGGAGGAUAUUUGGUGCAGGUUUAGCUGGGAUUUGCUCCUCAUGGGCUCCUGCUCCUGCAGAACCCCCUUUAGCCCCCCUGCAGUCGUGACUUCAGCCAUUUUCUUAGGAAAGGAGGUUAAAAAUUGCAUUUAUGGACCGGUGGACAUGCCCCCUGCAUCCCAGCUCGCUGACACAGCUGACAAGGGGUAGUAAAAGCAGCCCUCAGUAGUAACUUCCUCCUCUCUUACGGUAAGUUACCCCACCUUUACUCCUGCCAAGAUCCAAGUAACCUCCAAGGAGGAGACACCCUUGGCUCUGGAGAUUUCCAUGCUUAGAACCUAUCUAGUAAUUUUUUUUGCUCCACCUUCCUUCAACUGGAAAAACCCCAAAACCUGGUUCUGUGUUAAUGAAAUGAGCCGCUCUGGGAACUGGAAUCUGUCCACGGCGCGUGGGUGGGUUUAGAAGCGGGAUGGGCAGUUCCUGUAAAAGAUGCCUGGGAUGAAAUCCCUGCUUGGAGAUAUUUGUAGGAUUUGAAAAAGGCUGGGGGAGAGAGGGGAGUGAAUUAAGGCCGUUUCUUAGGAAUUUGCAUCUCAAAGCUGAGCUCAGACAGGUAUGGAGCGAAGCCUUUCCAUGCUGUGGGCAGGAGCAAGGCCUGGCUGCUGCACAGAGCCACCUCUUCUCCAAACACAAGUUUGAUGGAGUUUGCCAACUCUCUGUCGACUUCCCAAAGGCUGACUAAGAAGUGUAAAAGUAGUCUGGGGCAAUGUACACAUGCAUCCCCCCUGCUUCCUCAGGCUAACGGAUGCCCCACUACAGUCCAAAUAAAAUUCCUUAAAAAGGGAACUAAAGCCAAGCCUGAAACAGCAGGCUUUUAUCCCAGGCCAUGGUGUUCACAGCCUCAAGUUCCUUCCUGAACCCUCCCCACAGCCAGGCAUAGCUGGAGCAUUCAGCAUAAAGAGAGAAUGCAGUGUAUUUUGGGGUUACUGGGAAAUGGUGAUUUUAUGGAAUGGAUCCCACUUCAUUGCUAUGAGAAAUCCUUAACAACAGUUCUCAGCUGUCAUCGCUUCCCUUACACAUCUUGCUUUAUGUAAAUGGGGUUUAUUACAUCUUCUACUUCUUGGCAACUCUUGCAAUGAUUAUUUACAAAAGUCAAGUUUUCAGUUAUCCAGAUGAUUUUUUGGCUCCUGAUCUUGCCGUGCUUUUCCUUAUGGCCAUUUUGGAAGUGCCUCGAUUGUACUUGGGUUUCAAGGGUAACCUGACAGAAGCAGAGGCGCCGCUGGGGCUGAGCCUGGGGCUCACGGUGGGCAGCGUGCUGCUGUGUGUGUACCUGCUGCUGUGGCAGACCUACGUGCUGUGGGCAGAUGUCCUCCUCAACGCCGUGCUGCUCUCGGCCUACGGGCUCGAGUCGGGGCUCAAGGUCACGGCCAUCGCUGCCUUUGUCAGCUGAGCCCGGCCCCUUCCCACACCCCUGCCACACAUUCCUUUUCUGAAAGAGUGGGGCUUCGUUUCCGCUGUUGAAUUCCUUUGUGUAUAAAAACCCUGUAAAGCUUCUCUCUGUUUAAAUGAGAAGUUUUGGGGACAUCGAUGUCCCGCCCAGGAGCUGCGUGAUGCAGUCCACCAUUGGCUUAUUUAUGGGCAAAGGCAAGGGAUGAAUCGCAAAACACUUAACACUGUGGCAUUCACCAGGGGUCAGUACUAAAUAUCCAUUCCCAGCAUAGGAUAGGAGGCAGUGCUGCUGGCAUGGUGGCAGUUUUCAUGGCACAGGAGCAACACGCAGCCCAAGUGACACAGAAAUGAAUCAGGCCAGGGCUCACUUGUGCCUUGCCACGCACACGUCCGUGUUUGAGGGCACGGCUGCUCUGCUGCUCUCAUUUGUGUUUCCAGACCUCAGUGGUAAUUUCCCUGACUUUAGUAGGGCAGAACCUGAUGUAUCCCAGCGGGGGAGAGUGGAACUGGGUUUUGUGCAUACCUGGAGAGCCAAGCCACAAGGUUUGGUAGCCAGUUCUAACUACGUGAGGGGAUGUUUGGUUAGACAGGAUGGCUUUAAAAUGAACAAAACCAUUCACCAUUCAUUCUCCCUUCUGUCCUGUGUAAAAGUCCACCAGAACGUUGGCAGUUUUAUUUCUAUUCAGUGUUAAAUGUGCUUAUUUCUACUAUUUUGCAAAAAUUACUAUAUUCAAGUCUGUCCUCUAACUGGUGCAAGUACAGAGUUUUUUACUGUCUCAAAAAUAUGUGUUAAUGGAAAGCUUUGGGAGUUCCUGGGUUUUUGAAGAAGCCUAUUUUCUAUUCAGAAUUUCCUAUUUUUGUAUUUAUUUAUUCAUUCAAAUAAAUAAUGUUUUAGAUCUAA